AUGGGACGUGAGGAGCAUGGAGGGACUUGGCACAUGGACGCAGCUCAACUGGAUACGCAAAGGAAGAAGGGAGAAGCCAUCUUGAAGACCAGCUCGACCGUCUACUCGACCAACCGGUCGAGUUCCUCAACUCGACCGGCCAAGCUUCAACUCGAUCGAGCUGAGAAGUCAAAGUCAAACCCGAAAAAUGUUGCUUCCCCCUUGACUUCCUUUGACCCUAAACCUAAUCCUCUUUGUGUAUGCGAACUCGAUCGAGUCGGUCUAACUGAAGACUUGGUCGAGCUAGACUUACAACGGGUAGAAAGAGGGUUCAGAGGUCACAGAGGGUACAAGAGGAACCUGAGGCAAACUCGACCGAUUGGUCAAGGAGAUGCUCCAAACCGCCACCAACAGAGACAAGGGAUUGUUCCACCACCAGUGCAGAACCACAACUUUGAGAUCAAGCUGGGAAUGAUCAACCUUGUCCAGAACAAGAUGUUCCAUGGAUUGCCAAGUGAAGACCCCAUUGACCACCUUGAUGAGUUUGAUAGGCUUUGUGAUUUGACAAAGAUCAAUGGUGUCUCUGAAGAUGCCAUCAAGCUGAGACUCUUUCCUAUGUCUCUAGCUGACAAAGCUCACCAAUGGGAGAAGAGCUUGCCCCAUGGCACAAUCACCACUUGGGAUGAAUGCAAGAAGGCCUUUCUUGCUAAGUUUUUCUCCACCGGUCGCACAGCCAAGCUUAGAGGAGAGAUAUCCAGCUUCAUCCAGCGAAACAAUGAGACAUUCGCAGAGGCUUGGGAGAGGUUCAAAGGCUACACAAGUCAGUGCCCACACCAUGGAUUCAACAAUGAAUCACUACUCUCCACUCUUUAUAGAGGAUGCUUGCCUAGGUAUAGGGAGAUGCUAGACACAGCUAGCAAUGGGAACUUCCUCAACCAGGAUGUAGAUGAUGGCUGGCAACUUGUGGAGAACAUGGCCAUAUCAACAGAAUGCUAUGGAGAGCAUAUGAAAGUACAGACUGGAGCUCGACCGCGCACUCGAUCGAGCUGGACGCUCAGAUGA
Microthlaspi erraticum is the source of this 1041-nucleotide messenger RNA. Lineage: Eukaryota; Viridiplantae; Streptophyta; Magnoliopsida; Brassicales; Brassicaceae. The record is from the annotation of a GenBank genome assembly.